This is a messenger RNA of Cercopithifilaria johnstoni, 834 nucleotides long. The record is from the annotation of a GenBank genome assembly. NCBI's taxonomy places the organism in Eukaryota, Metazoa, Nematoda, Chromadorea, Rhabditida, Onchocercidae.
AUGUCCGACCAGAGAUCAUAUCCAAUUCCAUAUCGCAGCCAGCUACAGGAGAAGAUUGAACCUGGACAAACACUGAUUAUUAAAGGAUCAACAGUUGAUGAAAGUCAACGAUUUACGAUAAGUUUGCACUGCAAAUCGGCAGACUUCAGUGGUAACGAUGUGCCGCUCCAUGUUUCGGUGAGAUUUGAUGAGGGCAAAAUUGUGAUGAAUAAUUUUGCGAACGGAGAAUGGGGCAAGGAGGAACGCAAGAGCCUUCCGUUCAAAAAAAGUACACCUUUCGAUAUUCGAAUUCGAGCGCAUGAUGACAGAUAUCAGAUUUUCUGCGAUCAGAAAGAAUUCAAAGAUUUCGAGCACCGCUUGCCACUCUCUACCGUGUCUCAUCUAUCAAUUGAUGGCGAUUUAUAUCUUAAUCAAGUGCACUGGGGUGGAAAAUAUUAUCCUGUACCUUAUGAAAGUGGUAUUUCACAAGGUUUGAAUGUCGGCAGAACGCUAUUAGUAUUCUUAUGCCCGGAAAAGAAGGCAAAACGCUUCAAUAUCAAUUUGUUAAAAAAAAAUGGUGAUAUUGCACUGCAUUUCAAUCCUCGCUUCGAUGAAAAGUCAGUCAUUCGCAAUUCUCUUCAAGCUGGCGAUUGGGGUCAUGAGGAAAAAGAAGGUAAAAUGCCGUUCGAGAAGGGCGUCGGGGCUGAUUUGAAAAUUGUCAAUGAAGAACAUGGAUUCCAGAUUUUUGUGAAUGACACACGAUUUUGUGCAUUUGCACACCGUUCCGAUCCUCAUGAUAUCACCGGUUUACAAAUUCAUGGUGAUGUCGAACUUACAGGCAUACAAAUUCACUGA